UCGAUGACAGUAAUUUGAUGUUUCAAGGAAUUCACAAUUCAAAAGUGAGAGAAUGUUUCGUUCGUACUAUACGUACGCGCUGGUGCAGCUGCUCCUCUUUGCGUCCGUCUACGUGGUGUACUUUCGGGCGACGGAUAUCGGGAUCCUGGAACCGCAGGCGAUGGAGUCGCUCAAGGAACGAGUUCCGGCAGAUCGUCUGGUGGUUUUCGUCAAGGACGGGCUUCGUGCCAAUACCUUUUUCGAGGACUACUGCAACAACCUGCCGCUGCUGCGGCAGCUGUUCCACAAGCAGGGUCUAGUGGGGAUAUGUCACCCCGCGGAAGCGCCCACCGAUUCGAAGUUCUCUUCCUAUUUGGCCCUUUUCGCGGGCUUCUAUGAGGAUGCGGCAUCGGUUGCCCACAACUGGCUGCUGAAUCCGGCCCCGUUUGACUCGAUCUUCAAUCGCAGCACCUACAGCUAUGCCUGGACCACGGCCCAUAUGAAGCAACGCUUCCCAGACAUCGACCUGCCUACAGUUCUCAGUCCCGAAGUCACGCCGGGCGUGCGAAAGAACUGCAACGAGAUGGAGGAAUCGGUCAUUCGGGCCGUGGAAUUGUUUCUGUUGAGCGAAUCUCAGGAGUUGCAGGAGCACAGAGGCCUCUUCUUCUUCGUGCAUCUGAUGUUGGGAGAAGAUGCCAGUGGUGCACCUGCCACGUGCGAAAAUCUCAAGUUCACGGAUCGCAGUGUGUGGAAAAUGUACAAUCGCUUCGAGGACUGUUUUCCAGACCAACGAACAGCCUAUCUGCUGACCUCCGACUUUGGACUUCCACAUUCUUGUGGAGGCCCGAACAAAAGCAAUAGCCUCGUGGAGGCUCCGUUCUUCCUCUGGGGCUCUGGCGUUAAUCAUCUUACGACCAUUCGAGGCCGCAGCUUUGUGGUCAAUGCCCAGAAGAUGAGGCUGCCGCUGCAUGUACUGAGUCCCAUUCAGCUGACAACCUUGAUGAGCGCACUUCUGGGUCAGGCGCCGCCGGCGAACAAUCGCGGAGAGCUUCCAAGAGGUCUUCUCAGGACUAGCAAACGAUAUGAGGCCCACGCCAUGCACACGAACGCGCUCCAAUUGCUGGCGCAAGCGCGACACCUGCGGAAGCGCCACAGGUCUGGUCUCUUCUCCCGAAUAAUGCCAGCGCACUGGCUAAACACCAAGCUGAUGGACAGCUUCGUGAAGUCGAGUCACGUCCUGAAACAGCAGCAGCGCUUCAGGUCCUUGCUGGAGUUCACCAGCAACUUUAUGCCUGUGAUUGUUAAGUGCAUCGACUACUUCAUGGAUUACUAUCGCUACGUCCUCGUGGUGGCCGCCUCCAGUGCUUUGCUCGGAUGGGUCUAUUGCUUGCGUUGUCAUUUGGAGAGACCAGGACAGUCGAGCGACUCUGAUGAGAUUUCGGAAGGAUUAUCCGACUGCCUGUGGGGAUCCACCAUCAUCUCUCGUGCGGUCACGCUCUUCCUCGUAGCCCUCAUGUGUCUCCAAAGAGUCCCCUUGCUGGUGCAGGCCGUUUUUCUGCUGCCCGCCCUCGUGUGGAUCCUGGCACUGAAAACACUGAAAAGGAGUGGCAAUAUGGUGACCAUCUGCGGCUUGCUGUUGCCUCUGGUGCUAGCACUGAUCUGCCUCGGUGGCUUCUUUCGACGAUACAUCAUGGCCCUGGGAUACCUGAGUUUCGCUUGCUACAGCACUCGGAGUGCGUUUCGAGUGCGCGGCCCCCAGUUCUAUCUGUGGAUGCUGCUGCUCCUAGGACUCGCAUACAUCUCCGUUCUUCCCGAAUCCAUUGGCUGCUCGGAACGCUAUAUUCUACUGAUCAGCAUUCCGCUCACAUUUGUGCGCCCCCUGGCAUUUGGUGUCUGUCCCAAUGGGAUGCCUUGGAUGAUUAAUGGCGCUAUACUGCUGGCCGCCUUCGUUCAUGUUGCAGUUGCUCCGGUGCCCUGGAUGAUGGUUCUGGCGUCGUGGGCGUACUUCUUCCAUAUCGCAUAUCUUCAACGACGCAGUGUCCAGAUCAUAGAGCUGAUCAUCUUCAACCUGAGCACGCUCUACACACUGACCUGUACAUCGUACGAGACGCUGGUUAUUCAGAUGCUUGCGAUGGAACUGAAACUAGGACUGCAACUGAGACAGAGGAGCACCGACAUACAUUGCAUCAAACCAAGGCCGACUGCCAUGUACAUACUGGUGUACAGCUUGUACUCCAUCUUCGUGUCAGGCAGCAUUCCUGCUUUGGUUGUGGACUUUCCCCGGAUCCUUAACGAAACCUGUUUCGGCUACACAAUCUGGACCGGUGGCCUGGUGAUGGCGUUGAAGCUCCUGCUGCCCUGGUUCCUCAUGCUCUGCAUCCUGGGAGAUGCCUAUAAAGAUGUGUGGUCCCAGGAACGCCAGAUCUUUGCCUGGCUGAUGUUCAUGUGUAGCACCAUGUCCGUCGGGCUCCUGUUGUGCGUCGUCAAUCACGGUUCCGGGCGGAAAAUCGUCAGCAGUGUCGCGGCCCUUGCCGUGGUGCAGGUGUUUCCUUUCCUGUGGCUCCAGCUGUGGCGCCUGGCCAACUCGAAGGUGGGCAACAAGUGGAUCUCCCAGCUCUCGAAUGCGCCUCCCCCCAUAAAACAAAACUUAAAUCUUAGCGCUUAG
Drosophila persimilis is the source of this 2644-nucleotide messenger RNA. Its product is annotated as GPI ethanolamine phosphate transferase 1. The record is from RefSeq and is a predicted model, not a curated record. The coding region runs from base 53 to 2644 and encodes 863 amino acids. NCBI's taxonomy places the organism in Eukaryota, Metazoa, Arthropoda, Insecta, Diptera, Drosophilidae. Gene Ontology annotation, cellular component: endoplasmic reticulum membrane. Gene Ontology annotation, molecular function: mannose-ethanolamine phosphotransferase activity. The transcript is spliced from 2 exons. Gene Ontology annotation, biological process: GPI anchor biosynthetic process.